Lottia gigantea (owl limpet) is the source of this 351-nucleotide messenger RNA. RefSeq lists its product as hypothetical. NCBI's taxonomy places the organism in Eukaryota, Metazoa, Mollusca, Gastropoda, Lottiidae. The record is from RefSeq and is a predicted model, not a curated record. Bases 1 to 351 code for a protein of 116 amino acids. The transcript has 2 exons.
AUGAUAAACUACACGGAAAUACAAGGUGAAGAUGAAUUAAGGAGGAUACAAAAUGAUGGUGAAUUAAAGGUAAUACAAGAUGAUUGUGAAUUAAAGGGAAUACAAGAUAAUGGAAUGCAGGAUGCCGAUGGAUUAAACGGAAUACAAGAUGAUGUUGAAUUAAAGAGAAUGCAAAAUGAUGGUGAAUUUGAGGAAAUACCUGACGAUGAUAGAUUAAAAGGAAUACAAGAUGAUGUAGAAUUAAAAGGAAUACAAGAUGAUGUAGAAUUAAAAGAAAUACAAGAUGAUGUUGAAUUAAAAGGAAUACAAGAUGAUGUUGAAUUAGAGGAAUACAAGAUUAUGAUAUUUUGA